Molecule: messenger RNA, 1367 nt
Organism: Colossoma macropomum (tambaqui)
Lineage: Eukaryota; Metazoa; Chordata; Actinopteri; Characiformes; Serrasalmidae
Product: leucine-rich repeat-containing protein 15
Exons: 4
Coding region: 89-1162 (357 amino acids)
Molecular function (GO): protein binding
Source: RefSeq, a predicted model, not a curated record
CAUCAGUAGAGGCGGCAGAAGGGACUCGGCUGGGGAAGAAAUACGAGCACAUUUAAGAUUAGAUCCUAUUAAAAGCUCUUGAAGGGCUAUGAAGCUUUUUGGAGGGCUUGCAGUACUGUGGCUAUGCGUGGCGGAGGCCGUGGAAAACUGCCCAGAAGCUUGCAGAUGCAGCCAGAGAGCCGGCACGGAGAGAACCGAAGUCAACUGUUAUAAACGAAGACUUCAGCAAUUUCCGUCAGCGUUCCCGCCGGACACUUGGAUCAUAAAAAUGGGUGAGAAUUUACUCCAAGAGCUCCCAGCUGACAUCCUAACAUCUCUCCCCAAAAUUGAAAGUGUAAACUUGGAGCGCAAUUCGAUCAAAUCAAUCAACCCCCAGGCUUUUUCUGGUGCCAGCAGAUUGAUGCUUCUGAACCUAUAUGGAAACCAGUUAACCACCCUCCCCCCGAAGGGCUUCAAAGACCUCCUCAACCUCCGCUUCCUCAUGCUGGGCCAAAAUCAGAUCUCGACUGUCAAACCUGAUAUGUUCACCGGCAUGAGGAACCUCUCAGAUCUAGACCUGCCCAUGAACUCCCUCACCAUGCUUCCCCCCAAUGCCUUCAAACCCCUGAUCGCUCUCAAGGUGCUGGACCUCGCCUUGAACCACAUCGAAAGGAUCUCCCCGAAAGCCUUUGUCGGGCUUGAGGAGUUGCUUUUUCUGAACAUGGACAACAACGGCCUGAAGAGCCUCCAAGCUGGGACCUUCAUGCCUCUGAGCAACCUGGAGAUGCUGGUGCUGGAUAAUAACCGUCUGUCCACGCUGACGUCAUCGAUGUUGGAGGGGCUGUUCAACCUACAGGAGUUCUACGUGAGAAACAACGAGAUUGAGAGGCUGCCAGCCGACGUAUUCCGUCACACACCCAAGCUUAGCCAGGUGGCCUUGAGCGGGAAUCGGCUUCACACUAUCGACGGCAAUAUGUUGGCCAACAUGCAGGGACUGAAAGCCGUAUAUCUGCACGACAACCCGUGGAAAUGCGACUGCAACAUCAACUCGCUGGUGUUCUACAUAGCCCAGACCCAGGCUAAUCACACUCCUCUGCAAAGGCUCCGGUGCGUAAGCCCAGAGGAACACCGUGACAAACCUGUCCACCAGCUGAAGUCUGAGGACCUUCCCUGUCGGGCCUAGAAGGACUCGGCUUUGGGUGAUAUCAUGACAUAAAUGUCCUCAAAAAGUUGGUGAGGAAGCGAGCAAAGUAUAAUAGCAUGAGAUUUACUGUAAUUGAAUGGUAAUGCCUUACAUAACUCUGAGCACAAUGACUUUGACAAGACAAUGAUAGGGGAACCCUCGCUGCAGAUAAUCGCCAUAAUUUCCCUCCCACACAAGCCGGUUA